Messenger RNA from Medioppia subpectinata, 270 nucleotides. The record is from the annotation of a GenBank genome assembly. Lineage: Eukaryota; Metazoa; Arthropoda; Arachnida; Sarcoptiformes; Oppiidae.
AUGUUUAUAAAGGUUGUCUUUGCGGUCAUAUUACCACCGGUGGCGGUGCUGUUGGACAGGGGCUGUAAUUUGGACUUCGUGUUAAACCUAAUCCUGACAUGCAUUGCGUGGUUUCCCGGCAUAAUUCACGCCCUGUUUGUCAUUUGCCGCAAGAAAGGAGAGCAGCAACACAUCCAUCACAUCCACACCACUCGUGAGAUCAUUGUUACGACUGAGCCUCAGAUGAUGGCCAACGCCUCGCAGGCCGUCGUGUAUACAGCUGUUCCCCCA